This is a messenger RNA of Sorex araneus (European shrew), 4485 nucleotides long. RefSeq names its product CUGBP Elav-like family member 4 (gene CELF4). Lineage: Eukaryota; Metazoa; Chordata; Mammalia; Eulipotyphla; Soricidae. The record is from RefSeq and is a predicted model, not a curated record. The transcript has 15 exons. Gene Ontology annotation, molecular function: mRNA binding. Gene Ontology annotation, cellular component: cytoplasm; nucleus; ribonucleoprotein complex. Bases 480 to 2210 code for a protein of 576 amino acids. Gene Ontology annotation, biological process: mRNA splice site recognition; regulation of alternative mRNA splicing, via spliceosome.
CCCCUGGGCAGACGGGGAACUUGAACCGGUCCAGCCUGUUUAAACGGAAAGGACAGAGAGCCUGUCUGUUCCUUGUUAAAAAAAAAAAAAAAGAAAGAAAGAAAAGAAAAGAAAGAAAGAAAAGAAAGAAAAGAGAAAGAAAAAGAAAGAAAAGGGAGGGGGGACAUCAGAUCCGAGCGAGAGAGAACGAGAGAAAGAGAGCGAGAGGGAGAGGGAGAGAGGAGAGAGGGUGGGAGAGAGAGAGGGGGGAGAGCAGAGAGAGAGCGCGCGAGCGCGGCGAGCGAGCGAGCGAGAGAAGAGAAAGAGAGAGAGAGCGAGCGAGCGAGCGAGCAGAGAGCGAGAGGAGAGCGAGGUGUAGAGAAACCGAGGGGGAGAGAGAGCCCGAGUGUGCGUAUGCGUGUGCGUGUGUGAGCCAGAGCGAGCGAGGGAGAGGGAGAGUGCGAGCGAGAAAGAAUAAAAGGAAAGAAGAUUUUUUCUCUAUGUAUAUAAAGAUGGCCACGUUAGCAAACGGACAGGCUGACAACGCAAGCCUCAGUACCAACGGGCUCGGCGGCAGCCCGGGCAGCGCCGGGCACAUGAACGGAUUAAGCCACAGCCCGGGGAACCCGUCGACCAUUCCCAUGAAGGACCACGAUGCCAUCAAGCUGUUCAUUGGGCAGAUCCCCCGCAACCUGGAUGAGAAGGACCUCAAGCCCCUCUUCGAGGAGUUCGGCAAGAUCUACGAGCUCACGGUUCUGAAGGACAGGUUCACAGGCAUGCACAAAGGCUGCGCCUUCCUCACCUACUGCGAGCGUGAGUCAGCGCUGAAGGCCCAGAGCGCGCUGCACGAGCAGAAGACGCUGCCCGGGAUGAACCGGCCUAUCCAGGUGAAGCCCGCGGACAGCGAGAGUCGAGGAGGUAGUAGCUGCCUGCGCCAGCCCCCUUCACAAGAUAGAAAACUCUUCGUGGGCAUGCUCAACAAGCAGCAGUCUGAGGACGACGUGCGCCGCCUCUUCGAAGCCUUUGGAAACAUCGAAGAGUGCACCAUCCUGCGUGGGCCCGACGGCAACAGCAAGGGGUGCGCCUUUGUGAAGUACUCCUCCCACGCCGAGGCGCAAGCGGCCAUCAACGCUUUGCACGGCAGCCAGACCAUGCCGCUGUCGGGGCUGCAGGGAGCUUCAUCAAGUCUGGUGGUCAAGUUCGCCGACACUGACAAGGAGCGCACCAUGCGGCGAAUGCAGCAGAUGGCCGGCCAGAUGGGCAUGUUCAACCCCAUGGCCAUCCCCUUCGGGGCCUAUGGAGCCUACGCACAGGCACUGAUGCAGCAGCAAGCGGCACUAAUGGCGUCGGUCGCGCAGGGCGGCUACCUGAACCCCAUGGCUGCCUUCGCCGCCGCCCAGAUGCAGCAGAUGGCGGCCCUCAACAUGAAUGGCCUGGCGGCUGCACCCAUGACCCCAACCUCAGGUGGCAGCACCCCUCCGGGCAUCACUGCACCAGCCGUGCCUAGCAUCCCGUCCCCCAUUGGGGUGAACGGCUUCACUGGCCUCCCCCCGCAGGCCAACGGGCAACCUGCUGCGGAAGCUGUGUUUGCCAAUGGCAUCCACCCCUACCCAGCGCAGAGCCCCACCGCGGCGGACCCCCUGCAGCAGGCCUACGCUGGAGUGCAGCAGUAUGCAGGUCCCGCCGCCUACCCUGCUGCCUAUGGUCAGAUAAGCCAGGCCUUCCCUCAGCCGCCUCCAAUGAUCCCCCAGCAACAGAGAGAAGGGCCCGAGGGCUGUAACCUGUUCAUCUACCAUCUGCCCCAGGAGUUUGGGGACGCUGAGCUGAUGCAGAUGUUCCUCCCUUUCGGUAAUGUCAUCUCCUCGAAAGUGUUUGUGGAUCGGGCGACUAACCAAAGUAGAUGCUUUGGCCACCAGAGUCACCUUGGUGAGGAGUCAGAAAGAGGAAGCCGGUCCUCAGGAAGGCUCAGCCCCAACUCAGCUGCGAAACAAGCUGCCCUGCAGAGCAGGCUUCGUGAGCUUCGACAACCCGGCCAGCGCGCAGACCGCCAUCCAGGCCAUGAACGGCUUCCAGAUCGGCAUGAAGAGGCUCAAGGUGCAGCUGAAGCGGCCCAAAGACGCCAAUCGCCCGUACUGAGCGCCGGGGGUGUCCCCCGGGGGAGACCAGGACUCACACAGGGCCAGUCAAAUCCACCACAGUCUCGCGCUGAGCUAGGAAUAAAGUUCACGUAAUCACAUGAGAGUGGAGAAAACAGUCCCCCCAUCCGGCAGGAUGCUGAAUGGGCUACAUUAAAAAAUCAAACCUCUCUCUCUCUCUAUUUAUAAAUGAGAACUGUUGGAUGACACCUUUGACAUAUCAGCCAAUAUCAAUCAAGCUGAAGACUCCAGACACUCUCUGUGACUGUAACAUUUCUUGAAGGAAAGUAUAGCGUCUGCGGAGUUCAGAGGGCACGUGUUUGGGGGGAAAAAUACAUAUGACAUAAAGAAGAAGAAGAAGAUGAUGAUGAUGAUGAUGAUGAUGAUGAUGAUGAUGAUGAUGAAGAAAAACAAAACAACACAACACACAAAAGGCAACUUUUAAACAAAAUAACUUGCGACCAGAUGGGGAGGCUGACGGACUGGGAGCUGGGAAGAGACGCUGCUUACCGAUCCCUGGGGCUCUGCAGCCCAUGGGCGCCUGCGGCAGGCUGGGGCAAGCGGUGUGACGGGGCCUGGUCCCCAGGGGGCGGCUGGGAGGCCGCCGGGAGCAUCUCUAUCUGUCAUUCCUUUAGCUAUUUAGGGACCAAAGGACCAAACUUUUUAUUGCAGAUGUGUAGCUCUAUGUCAAAUAGAGGGGGGACGGAGGAGAACCUCCUUCCUGCCUUAUGGCUGUUCCUGGAACAGCUUAGAGCGAUUCUAUGAAAAUAAAAUGUAAUUAAAAAAAUUAAAAAAAAAACAAAAAAAUACAAAAACGAAAAAAGGGAAAAAAAAUAAUGCUUCAAUGCUUUUAAAACAGCAAGAUAAUAGUUCUUUGAUACUUUGAGAGGCGCUUUGAUUACCCUCACUCAAGUCUAUGACACUUUCCUAUGGUUUUCUGUAUUAUAUGUCUGGAUGGAGCUGUUGGAUGAACAAAUUGGUGGAUAUUUGGGGAAAGCAACAAAAAUAUUACAACUCACUAACCGUGAAGUGGGAGGAAAACAGGAGGGGAACAAAAGGACUUCUGAGGCAAGAUGAUUGUUGUGAAAAGUCUGUAAAUGCUUCUCUUUCCCCCUCUUAAAAUCAUAAUAGUUGUACAGAAUUUUAAAAAGGAAAAGUUUAAAAUACCUAUAUCAUAGAAGAAAAAUUAGAGGAAAGCAAAAAAUAAAAAAAUAAAAAAUAAAAAGGAAAAAAAAAAACUAUAGAAGUUAGCGUUACUGCUAAAAUCCCAGAUGUUGUAGGACUGUACUUUUGUAGAGUUUAGACUGAGCAUCAAUCCCUUCUCCCUGCGAGUGUUGUCGGACGCCGUCGUCCCCGAGGGCCAGGCUGGACUGGCCGCCCCUGCCUGGUAAGGCCGCGCCGUCUGUCCGUCCGUCUGUCCAGCCGCAGGAAGGGCCACCGCCUCCACCCUCGCUUCGCUCCGGGAGCUGCGCCCGCCCUGCAAGCCCUGACACCUUCGCUUCUCUCGCCUUCCGCGCUUGCUCCAGAGACUUUCCGGGCAAGGGAGACCUGGGAACUUUCAUCUCAAAACAACACACACACACACAAAAACCUUAAACAAGAGAGAGAAACAAACAAACAAUCUUUGAAGAAUUUCUGAAACUGUUUACAAGGAAUUUUGAAAAACAGGGAUGUUUAAAUGAUGCCGGCUCUGUUUUUCUGUAAAUAAAUUUGCAUAUUUUGUAGGACUUUUAAUUGUAAUGAUAGAGAAAAAAAAACAAGGAAAACUAUUUAAUGAAAGCACGAUAUUUAUCUUUGGUAAAUGACUUUAGAGCAGUUAAAAAAAAAGACAUUGCUUAAAAAAACUCAGAAUCAGAAAAAAAACACUGACUUAUUUAAGAACACAUAUAUUUUAAAGUAUAACAUAUUUAUUAUAAUUUAUCCUCACCGUUGGGAAGACUUGCUUUGGCGUUCGGCCGAUGCCCACUCACGGACGUCAUUUCAUCUGGAGGCUGGGACACUCGGGCCAUCUUUAUCUUUUUUGCUUCUCAAGAAAAACUCUCGACUUCCUCUCAGGCCUCCUGACUUGCCUUUCUUUCUAUUUUGUUUCGGUUUGAUAUAUGGUUUUUUUUUUUUGGUUCAUUAUUACUUUUUAAAUUUUCAUUUUCUUUUCUCUUGGCUCCUCCUUUUAGGAUGUCCAGAUGUUGUAAAAAAAAAAAAAACAAAAAACAAAAAAAACAAAAAACAAAACACCAAGACGCCACCACAAAGCUGCAGUUCAGUCUGACUGCUCUUUUCACACUCAACUCCCUAAAACUCCUUGUAACCUGUAACUAUUGGAUGACGCUUUCUCCAGCUUAGCCCUAAAUAAAGCACAGUUUAAAACAAACAA